UGUCGAAUGGGACUGUAGGAAAGAACUGAUUUGUCAUCCGCCAAAUACGUUUGAAGUUAUUGCGCUUCAUCGCCAUGAAGGUCUUCGAUGCGGUGCCGGUAACAUUUCUUCCUGAAUUUAAAAAUCCUUGCUGGCGGUCUCAACUCUCUGAUAAGGGUGGUACGUCAUCUCCCCUCAUGUGUCUACCGUAUUUCUUUCUGGCCGGUAUGCCAAAGUGUGGUACCACUGACAUCUAUGCUAAGUUGCAUACGCAUCCCCAGAUUGUUAGACCUGCCGCCAAGGAGCCACACUAUUGGAACAGAAAACGUUUCACUGGAAUGAGCCUACGUCAAUACCUUAGACAAAUCAACGGAGCAAAGCAUUGGAAAGGUUCGGACUCCAUGAUGAUCACGGGAGACUCUUCGGUUUCGACGUUCUGGGCCAAUACAAAGGGAUUCUCUGACACGAAAGUUGGUCCUUCACAUACCACUGCAGAAGUUAUUCACGCAGUCUUGCCAAACUCUAAGAUAAUUGUCACAUUUCGAGAUCCUGUUCAAAGGUGGUACUCGGAAUUCCGAUAUAUGGGAAGGCCUAACAAUGAUCCCAAGGGGCCGUCAGUGUUCCACAGACAAGUCGUGCAGCAGAUUAAUCAGUUUAAGUCAUGCCAAGCAACACAAGACAACAGGACGUGUGCAUAUCGUGGGGAUACAGGGAAAUCCCCAAAAGGAUGUUACUCAAUCUUCCUCCGUGAUUGGCAGAAACUUUUCCCACGUGAUCAGAUUACGGUCAUCCGAUUAGAGGACUGGUAUACCAACUGCACACAGAUUCUGCCUCAACUGUUUGAGUUUCUGCAAUUGAGGAAACUUGAUAGUUCUGCCAUUGAACAGGCUUGCCGCAAGACUCCGUCAAACGUCAACAAGAGAAAGUACAAACCAAUGCUACCAGAAACCGUACAGUUAUUAAAGGAGUUUUAUCGACCUUUUAAUGUAGAACUUGCUUUGAUGCUUAAUGAUGAGAAAUACCUAUGGUAGGAUUAACCGGAAAUAACUUUGUCAAUUGAUAAAAAAACAAAAGUGCUCUGACACUUUGUAUAUUUCCCCUCCUUGGUGAUUUUACUCGAGCAUACGUUCGUUAACUUCUGACACACUAACAUCCCUGUCAGCGAGCGACUGCUGGCACACAAGUGGAUCCGGAGGAAUUCCUCAAGAGAUGUGUAACAGCAGGCAAAUGAGUAUGAGUAGGAUUUGAAACUUUGCAUGGUGGAAAUACGAUAUGGAAAGGUUGCGGUAACACCAUGUAAUGACUAUCUCUUGAUGAGUUGGGGUGGUUCUGAAAAGAACCGUUGGUUUCAACUAAAUGAACAUGCAAAUGAGUAAGUUUGGACAGCUUCUCUUUACAUGAAUCAAAGAUUAUUUCAACUUCCAACAGGGUAUACAUUUUCAAGGGGGCAAAUUAUGAGUAUUAUGGUUUAUUUACAUUAUUAUACAACUAGGUGUGACUUAAGCCCUUUUCACACUACAGGUAUUUCCCGGGAAAAUCCCGGUAACUUUUGGUCGAUCUGUUCACACUACACAAACAUUCCCGGGAAAUAGCUUAUUCCCGGGAAAUAAUUAACCCUGCUCAGGGGUAGGUGUAAACGAGUUUCCAGGGGAAAAACGUUGUUCCCGGGAGAAGCAGCUAGUGAGAACGAAAGCGGGUUUAACUUACCCUACAUUUUGCUUCCACUGUGUUGAGACGUCCUUCAUCACAGACGUCAAAAAUAGCGCGCCAAAUAAUUCGCGCGGUAACAAUAGCCCUUAAGUGCGGUGAUGAACCACCAGGGUUCACAGUAAACGGCUGUCGUAGCGAGGAUAAUGGAUGGCGCAGUGUUGAUUGGGUUGGUCCUUAAAGACACUGGACACUAAUGGUAGUUGUCAAAAAUCAGUCUUCUCACUUUGUGGAUCUCAACAUACGCAUAAAAUAACAAACCUGUGAAAAUUUGAACUCAUUGGCCGUCGAAUUUGAUGGAUAAUAACGGAAGAAGAAAAAAUAUCCUUGCCACACGAAGUUGUGUGCGUUUUGGAUGCUUGAUUUCGAGACCUCAAACU
Messenger RNA from Asterias rubens (European starfish), 2066 nucleotides. RefSeq names its product carbohydrate sulfotransferase 15-like. The transcript has 7 exons. The coding region runs from base 75 to 1010 and encodes 311 amino acids. NCBI's taxonomy places the organism in Eukaryota, Metazoa, Echinodermata, Asteroidea, Forcipulatida, Asteriidae. Gene Ontology annotation, molecular function: N-acetylgalactosamine 4-sulfate 6-O-sulfotransferase activity. Gene Ontology annotation, biological process: hexose biosynthetic process. The record is from RefSeq and is a predicted model, not a curated record.